ACCAUCAUUGCUGCGGCAGGCAACGAAUGCCUUGCUGCGGUAAGUUGUCGGUGUUUCAGUUGUGUGUACAUAUAAAUUCUUUCGAUUUCCUUGUCAAGGAUUCUUUUUCUAUUCUACUAAUAUUAACAACACUAUAUGGGUGGUGCGACUACUACUGACACAACUUCGACAACCCCUACUACUGCUGCCUCUACUGCUUCUGCUUCUACGAGCUCGAACAAUCAGCAAUGUGGACCUGCACAAGACAACAAUCGCCCUCCCAGAAAACACAAUCGUCCUAAGCGAAAACCGAAAUCCGACAAGUCGGCUACCACUGAUUCAGCAGCUACUGGCACUGGUACUUCUGCUGCUGCCGCUGCCGAAGGCAACACCAACAAUAACAAUGAUGCUACAUCUGCAGCUGCAAAACGCCAUCGACGGCCCCGGAAAAAGACUAACAACAAGCCGAAUGAACAGCAACAACCACAGUCAUCGGAUGCUCCUGUGACAGAACAGCAGCAGAAGACUGAUCAGGCCAGCCAUUCGACCCAUCAACAGCCUGCAGCAGCAACGGGUGCUGGCGUCAACAACGAAAAGAAAAAAAGACAACGCAAUCGUCAGCGUAACACUAAUAGCAACAGCAAUGAGACGAAUGGAGAGGGUGGACCAGGUCGACGGAAUCCCAAGUUUACAAAGCAUCGUGCUCAAGGUCAACUUAGUACAGAAAACCAAGAGACUGACGCUCCAGACGGUCCGUCUCCGUCAACAACAACAAAGAAUCACCGGCCUCAAGAUAAGGGCAAACGCCCUAGACGAAAGGGUGAGGUCAAAAAGAAGGUUGAUCCAAAGGAUUUGGCAAGCAGCUUAGCACAAGAUCUCAGAACGGCAUCGUACGAGUGCAUGGUAUGUUGGGAUGUUGUGCGCCAAGGCCAUCAAACGUGGUCGUGCGACUGUUGUUGGGCAGUUUUCCAUUUGUCCUGUGUUAAGCAAUGGGCAAGCAAAUCUCUUCAAGAAACCGAAACAAACAAGCCCGUGACGGCAUGGCGAUGCCCCGGUUGUCAGCAUACACGAAAGGCCAUACCUAAGGAUUACAUUUGUUUCUGUGGUAAACAGCGUAAUCCUGAUCAAAGUCGAUACCUCACGCCACAUUCCUGUGAUCAAUUAUGCAAAAAGAGCCGGAAUUGCCCACACGAAUGUACUUUACCGUGCCAUCCAGGACCGUGUCCACCAUGUACUGCAAUGGGUCCAACCAUGUUUUGUUUCUGUGGUGAACACUCUCGGCAAACCCGUUGCGUGGAUACCGAUUACACAGCACUAGGAUACUCGUGUGAUGAAGUGUGUGGCGAGUUACUAGGAUGUGAAAAGCAUCUUUGUGAGGACAAGUGCCAUUUGGGACUAUGCAAACCGUGUUCUUUUCAAGAGAAACAAAUGUGCUAUUGUGGCAAACACGAUCGUACGGCAGCAUGUGGCAGUGAGCGUGGCAUAUUGAGUGGUGAUCAUGUUGGAUACUACGAAUGUGAUGAUAUAUGUAAUAGACCAUUCAAAUGCGGCCAGCAUCGUUGCCAAAAGAAAUGUCAUGUUCAAGAUAGCAAGUUAGUCACCUGCCCGUACGAUCCAACCAUUGUUACUACGUGUCCAUGUGGAACGACCAGUAUCACCAAGUUACUGGAUGGAGCAAAUCGAACAUCCUGUACAGAUCCGAUACCAACCUGCACAGCUAUAUGCGCAAAACAAUUGCCCUGUGGUCAUACCUGCAAUCAAACAUGCCAUUUAGGUGAAUGUCCUCCAUGCGAAGAGUUAGUACAAGUACACUGUCGGUGCAAGUCGUCAACCUUCCAAGCAACAUGCGCCCGUGUUUGCGAAGUUGCCGGUGGCGAACCGCCAUUGUGUGACAAGAUCUGUCGUUCAGUGCGCAACUGCGGCCGCCAUCAAUGUAAAAUCCAAUGUUGUCCUGCGAACAAGCAAAAGGGUGCAAAGAAAUCCGUUCGACAAUCAGGAACUGCACACGAUUGCCCCGAAAUAUGUGGACGUAAAUUGUCGUGUGGCAUCCACGAGUGCAAAGAGCCUUGUCACAAGGGCCGUUGCCAGCCUUGUUUAGAAGCGGCAUUCGACGAAGUGACCUGCCACUGCGGACGAACGCGUUUGGAACCGCCCGUGCGCUGCGGCACCAAAUUGCCCCCGUGCCCUCAUCCAUGUAUUCGCGAGGCACCUUGUGGCCACGUGCGCCUCGUGCAGCAUCCAUGUCACCUGGACAGCGAACCGUGCCCACCAUGCGUGAUGCUUGUGGCGCGAAAAUGUGUGUGUGGCAAGACCGAUCUCAAGAACGUCCCUUGUUACCGUGGAUCCCCUCGCUGCGGCCGAGUCUGCGAGAAGCCUCUUGCAUGUGGCCGUCACCGUUGCACAAAGACCUGUCACGCCGGUCCUUGCCUUGCUGAAGGUGAAGCGUGCGUGCAAAUCUGUAACGGUAAACGAGCAAAGUGCGACCAUCCCUGCGCUAAGAAAUGCCACGGUCUUACUCCAUGUCCUGAAAACGAUCCAUGCCAAACGAUGGUGCAAGCGGCGUGCAAAUGUGGUCAACACGCACUCCAAGUAGCGUGUAACGCAACCAGUGAAACCAUGGGGUCUAAACGUGAAUUGAGCUGUAACGAUUUCUGUGCCAAAGUCGAAAGAAACCGCAGACUGGCGUCCGCACUUGAAAUCGAACGUGAUGUUACACCGGCAUCAUCAUCCUCCCCAUCUUCGAGCGGCAUCCCAUUGGACGAAGCAGUUCCAUCGACCGAUGAACUGGGCUACUAUGACGACAGUUUAUGCGAAUUCUAUCUCGAAAAUCUAAGGUGGUGCAAGCAGAUGGAAACAAUGCUUAUUGAUUUUGUCAAGGACCAAGCCAAACAUGUGCUUCAUUGCAAGCCUAUGAAGAGCGGCUUCCGGAAAUUCAUCCAUCGUUAUAGCGUCCAUUUCAACGUUUCCACUGAAUCAGUCGACCCAGAACCCUAUCGCAGCGUUGUUGUUCGUAAGUCACUUGGUCAACCACGGAUACCGUCACCGUUGCUUUCAGUUGCUGCACAUCAUCCUUCCAUGAACCGACCCCCUCCUCCAAAUACCACUGCUGGUGCCAAGUCAUCGUCAUCCAGCAAGCAGCCUGUAAAUGCACUAUGUCUAUCGGAUCUAGCCUUUGGUCUUAUCAAGUCUGAACUGGAUAUGGAAUUAGCAGAAGCCUUUGGUGAUGGUCUGAAAUUUACGUCGGAAUGGCUUACGGACGCCGACGCAGUGCUUGUUGUUCCCACCGUGGAUGACUAUCCGAUUGAAGAAAGGGAGGGGAUCGUUUGGGAAUUGAAAAAAUUGGCCAAGGACAGUUUGACAGCGAGCGGGAAUGCAGCUCGUAUAGACUGCUGCUGGGUGGACAAGGAAGGAAAGAUCACUUGGACCGAGCGUAAGCAACUUAUCCGACAUGAGGGUGAACUAAGCGGACACGGCAGUCAACAACAAAGACCGUCAUCAUCAUCGAGCAAUAUGUUUGACGCAUUGUCAUCAUCUUCAGACGAAGGUUGGAUGCGCGUGACCAAGGAAACAGCAGACAAUGACGCCUGGGACCAAGAACCUAUUGUCAAAGAAAAAUCUUCAGCCGUAGCUACAGGUACCACUGCGGGUUUGACUACACCCGAAGACUGGGAAGAUCUUGGCAAAUAGUUGAAAAUAUACACUCGAAAAAUAAAUUUAAGAUGCGAGAUUUUGCAAUGCUACUUGUAUUUGGGGAAAUUGCUAGAUGCUCUGGUUAGGGAACAGAAAGUUUGGAAAAUGAAAAAGGAGUAGAGGUGGGACCAAUUAUUAUGUAUGUGGAGGUAUGCUACCAAAGUAUGUUGUUUAUCACAGCGGUUUCCCAGUAAGGUC
This is a messenger RNA of Zychaea mexicana, 3867 nucleotides long. RefSeq lists its product as uncharacterized. Gene Ontology annotation, cellular component: nucleus. The coding region runs from base 136 to 3666 and encodes 1176 amino acids. Gene Ontology annotation, biological process: negative regulation of transcription by RNA polymerase II. The transcript is spliced from 5 exons. Gene Ontology annotation, molecular function: zinc ion binding; RNA polymerase II transcription regulatory region sequence-specific DNA binding; DNA-binding transcription factor activity, RNA polymerase II-specific. The record is from RefSeq and is a predicted model, not a curated record. NCBI's taxonomy places the organism in Eukaryota, Fungi, Mucoromycota, Mucoromycetes, Mucorales, Lichtheimiaceae.